Molecule: messenger RNA, 936 nt
Organism: Thelazia callipaeda (thelaziosis nematode)
Lineage: Eukaryota; Metazoa; Nematoda; Chromadorea; Rhabditida; Thelaziidae
Source: the annotation of a GenBank genome assembly
AUGAGUAAGAAGUGUGCUCGACAAGAGUGCGGUAAAACUGUUUAUCCUCUUGAAGAAUUGAAGUGCCUUGAUAAGAUCUGGCACAAAGGGUGCUUCAGGUGCACAGUAUGCGGCAUGAUUUUGAACAUGAAGAAUUAUAAAGGAUAUGAUAAGAUGCCUUAUUGUGAACCUCAUUAUCCGAAAACUGUCGCGUCGGUAGUGGUUGACACACCAGAGAUGAGACGUUUAACUGAGAAUACAAGACUGCAGAGUCAAGUGAAAUAUCAUGAACAGUUCGAGAAAUCCAAAGGGCAGAGAAUUCAGGUGGCUGAUGAUCCUGAACUAACACGUCAUCUUCAAAAUACUAAAAUUCAGUCACAGGUCGCAUAUCAUGGAGAGCAUGUAAAGAAAAAGCUACAGGAUGAAAUUCGACCUCAAGCAGAACAGCAGAAUAUUUCAACGAAUGUUCUUCACCAUCAGUCGACCACACCAUACUCCAGCAAACUUGCACGACAAUCUGGAACUCUUAUUUAUUCAUCCGAACAAGGUGGCAGAGUUCCCAUCCAACAACGUCAGGUUGGUAGUAUAGCUGAUUACGAUCCAUUAAAUGGAAACUGGGGUACAGUAGGAUCGAGUCGAACGGCGGAAAAAAUUGGUACGAUCAUUUCUUUUAUUGUCCAGCUGUUUUCUGUUUCUGUUCUUACUUCGUUUUCUUCCUUUUUUCGAAGUGGACCAAGUUUGAAAGGAGCUGACUUUAUUGUGAGAGCACUUUAUGAUUACACUGCGGCCGAUAAAGAUGAGGUGACAUUCAUUGAAGGUGAUAUUAUUAUCAAUUGUCAAAAAGUAGACGAAGGAUGGCUCACAGGUACUGUGCAAAGAACACAGCAGUGGGGAAUGUUACCAGCGAAUUACGUGGAGAGAGUGAAACAGCCUACUGGGCUUCAUUAUCUCAGCUGA